This is a messenger RNA of Nicotiana attenuata, 1140 nucleotides long. RefSeq names its product serine/threonine-protein kinase SAPK3-like. Gene Ontology annotation, biological process: protein phosphorylation; intracellular signal transduction. Bases 1 to 1002 code for a protein of 333 amino acids. Lineage: Eukaryota; Viridiplantae; Streptophyta; Magnoliopsida; Solanales; Solanaceae. The transcript is spliced from 9 exons. The record is from RefSeq and is a predicted model, not a curated record. Gene Ontology annotation, molecular function: protein serine/threonine kinase activity; ATP binding.
AUGGAGGAAAGGUAUGAGGCAUUAAAAGAACUAGGUUCUGGUAAUUUUGGGGUGGCAAGGCUAGUGAGGGACAAGAAAACAAAGGAGCUUCUUGCUGUUAAAUACAUAGAAAGAGGGAACAAGAUUGACGAGAAUGUACAGAGGGAAAUCAUAAAUCAUAGAUCAUUAAGGCAUCCAAACAUUAUCAGAUUUAAAGAGGUAUUGUUAACUCCUACACAUAUAGCAAUUGUGAUGGAAUAUGCAGCAGGGGGAGAACUUUUUGCUAGAAUAUGCAGUGCGGGAAGAUUUAGUGAAGAUGAGGCUCGCUUUUUCUUCCAACAGCUAAUAUCUCCCUGCUGUCAUUCAAUGGAGAUCUGUCACAGAGAUUUGAAACUGGAAAACACACUCCUUGACGGAAGCCCAACACCACGUCUAAAAAUAUGUGAUUUCGGUUACUCCAAGUCUGGAUUAUUGCAUUCACAACCCAAGUCAACAGUAGGAACACCUGCUUACAUUGCUCCAGAGGUCCUGUCACGGAAGGAAUAUGACGGGAAGGUUGCAGAUGUGUGGUCAUGUGGGGUGACGCUGUAUGUGAUGUUAGUAGGAGCCUACCCCUUUGAAGAUCCUGACGAUCCUAGAAAUUUCCGUAAAACUAUUGGGAGAAUAAUGAGUGCCCAGUUCUCCAUACCCGAUUAUAUAAGAAUAUCUGCAGAUUGCAAGAACCUUCUUUCUCGAAUCUUUGUUGCGAAUCCAUCAAUGAGGAUCACCAUUCCAGAGAUAAAGAAACAUUCCUGGUUUCUAAAGAAUCUGCCGAAAAACUUGAUGGAUGGCGAGAAAACGAGUUCAGACCAGGCACAGCAAAGAGUGGAAGAUAUAAUGCGGAUCAUACAAGAGGCAAAGAUCAUUGGAGAAGGGUCAAAACCUGGGCAAGCUCCUGCUGGGGCACCAAUCGACCCCGAUGACAUGGAAGGUGACCUGGAAUCUGAAAUUGACAACAGUGAUUAUUUCGUCGCUCAUAUCUGAGGUUGUCAUUUGAACUAGACUGAAGAAAAAACAUUUUUUUGCAUGAAACUCUGAGUUGUUUAUUAUGUACAUAAGUCUAUCUGCUAUGAACUAUGAGUUUCAGGUGAGCAAACUGUCUUUGAUGUACUUAACAGCAAA